UGCCCACUCUUCUUCCCUCCACAGCUUCAGGGCAACUUGGACUCGGAGACGUACCCCUGCAACAACUUCUGGCGGUACUCUUGCGGCGGGUGGCUCCAGGACAACCCCAUCCCGCCCACACGCUCCAAGUGGUCCAUCCAGGAGAAGUUGAAGCACCAGGCCCUGGCGGAGAUGCGUGAGCUGCUGGACACCAUGAACGAGCCCGAGGAGGUGAACAGCAUCGAGUGGAAGCUGAAAACGUUUUACUCCUCCUGCAUGAACGUUCACUCCUUCAUGAAGUCCGGACUCGACAUCAUCAAGCGCAUCAUCAUCACCGACCUCAACGGGUGGACGUUGAUGCGCGAGACGUGGGACCGUCGCCGCUGGGAGUUCGACAUGGUGUUGAAGCGCCUGCAUGCUGACUACGGCGUGUCCCCCUUCUUCAGGGUGACGGUGGUGCCCGACCCGCGCAGGGAGGGGCACAACAUCAUCAAGCUCCUGCCGUCCGGGUUCUCCAUGCCGCACCGAAGCUACUAUGAUCGAAUGCCCAACAACGAGGUGGAGCAGACUUACAAGCAGUACAUCAAAGACACGGUGAAGCUCUUUGAUGCCACUGGUCCAGACGCUCUUGAGUUUGCCGCCCACCUCUUCCACUACGAGAGCCGCAUCGCUGAGAUCACCCCGCCAGAGAGUGUUCUAAAUGAUCCUCAUGCUUCUAAUAACCUCAUUUCCAUUGGAGAGCUCUCCCAGAUUGCCCGCAGUGUUCCGUGGCUUGCUCUGCUGCGACAGAUGUUCCCCAAUAGCAAGCUGGAUCACAGGACGGAUGUGCUCGCUGUGUCCCGGGAGUACUUCAGCGAUGUCUCUGAACUAAUAUCUACAACUGACAGGAAUUUGCUCAACAAUUAUUUAAUCUUCAACUUUGUUACUGCUUACAUCCCGUACCUGUCUUCAGAAAAUACCAGAGUCUUGGAUCUUUUCCACAAGGAAUUUACUGGACGGCAGGAGCCCAUGGAACGGUGGGAGUUUUGCAUUCAGUCAACCUCAAAAUUCUUCAAUUUUGGCCUUGGCUCCCUGUAUGAGCGCAGUCCAAACAGAUAUAAAGCACGGCAAAAAAACUCACAAGUUCUGCAUGACAUAUUCAACCAGAUUCGAUACACACUCGGCUCCAAUGUAGCAAGCAGUCGUUGGUAUCCACUGGAAAUAAAGUCACAGCUCACAGCAAAGCUGAACAACAUGAGUCUUGCUGUAGGCUACCCAGAGCGCCUCCUGGACCCAGCAGUGAUUGACACCUAUUAUGACAGUUACACAAUCUUCAUAAAGGACUUUUUCAAGAACCUGCAGGACUCCAUUCGAAGUGCUGGCCAGCAAAUGGAAAUGAAGCUCAUCGACCCCAUGCCAGAGUCUGCUUGGAUGGAUGCCUUGACCAAGGAUGAUGUCACCUUCGUCCAUGAAGCUAACAAGAUAGUCAUUCCACCUCACCUUUUGAAUCCUCCACUGUUUCAUCGCAACUAUCCUUUGGCAAUGCUGUAUGGCAGUCUUGGGGUACAGAUUGCCCGUGAAAUGCUGAGGACAGUCAGUGCUGUUGGUCUGGGAUGGAACAGCAGAGGCCAGUUGGAGGAGAAAACAGUCUUCACUAAUAGCAGAUCACUAGACAACAUUCGAGGGCGGUCUGAUUGCAUCGCCUCGGCUGUCAUGGACCUCAACAUAGAAACUGAUGCAGUGGUGGACAGAACAGCAACUGACACGGCCGCUGAGGUAGAUGCUGUAAGGCAAACCUACCAAGCAUAUUUGUCUCUGAUGAAGAUGCAGCCUCAGCCACAACACCCAAGUUUUGAAAACCUCAACACUACAAACAUCUUCUUUAUGGCAUAUGCCGGGAGUUUGUGUUCAGAAUUUACUCUGCAGCAAGAGGACAUCGAACGCACCUGUAAUCCUUCUUUGAUGAGCAAACCAAGGCUGGAAGCAGUAUUGUCACAAAUGCCAGAGUUCAGCAGUGUUUUUUCCUGCUCACAAGACUCCCGGCACUACCCGCACCGUCUUUGUGUUCAGCUACACUGACCAUUGCAGUACCUGUAUCUUUCAUCUCUGUGACUGUAAAGUAUUGAAAGAUGUGGUUAUGUGAUUGAUAACUAUAGGUACCGAGUGGUAGCUGAGGAAAGUUGCAGUUUGUAUGUUAUCCUGUUUCUUAUAUUAUUUUUGCUACAUGAAAUUUGCAGUAUAAUUUUUGUUGCAGUGGAACCUCAUUUAUCUGACAUUUUUCUGUCAUGCGAAGAUUAAACUACUUCAAAAUAUCUUGUUACCGUGAAAUACAAAGGUCCCAUCACACAGAGUACCUAUAGCUUCCUUAAGUUGGUGGUCUGUGUUCUUCCAGUGCUGUUAUUUGUUGUCCAACAUCUGAAGUCCAAAACUAGGUGCUAGAUUACUGAUUCCUUUCAACACGUGGAACCCGUUACUUAUAAGAGUACCCUUCAUACGACAACAGCAAGUACACAAAUGUUACAAUAAUACAGGAUCUGCAUUUCUCUUCUCACAUACUUGGAUAUAAAAUUAUUUGUGUUUUUUGUAAAACAAAUAAAUAUAAUAAAGUCUUUCAUGAAACUUAACCUUUCAUGAAAUUAUGUUCUUACUAACCAUGUUUCUUUGGCAGUUCAGUCUGUAGCUUGUGAAAAAUUUAAAUCCCAUUAAAAUAAUUUAUUAAGAAAUGCUGAAUGACUAAAGAACAUGUAUGUUGAUUUAGGCCCACUGAUGCUGCACAAAAUGUGUUGAAAAAAAGAAAUGGAGAAGAGUAGGAAACUACUCUCCAUGUUUUGUUUGUUUUUUUCUUUUCUUUUUUUCUUUUUUCUUCUUCAAAUAUUUACCUGGGAAUUAUUCACGUCUUGUCAGUCAAAAACUUUGUUAGUUGUACACCUUAAUUACAUUCAGCUGUGUGUUUAUUACUUAAAUCAGAAAAUUUACUUCAAAAUCUAAAAUGAAAAAUCAUGACACAUGCUUUGUUAUAUUUCUGCAAACCAAGAAAAAACUCCAAAGACAUAAAGAAGCGGUGCCAAGGUCUUGCGAGGCCGCCGCCACAAGCAUCUCUUUAGGCGCCAGGCACGCGCUCUGGCAACACUCCAGCUCCCUUUUCACCAUCUCUACGUUUGUUAACUUAGGUGAAAGACAUGGCCAUUAUAUUCUUAUAUUUUCCAGCUUAUUUUAGUGUAUAUAAUUUAGCCUAUCAUUUAACGAUUUAUUUAGAUAAUGUCAAUGUAAAUUUUAAGUUGCUUGUAUGCAUUCAUAGAUAAGUUUUUCAUUUAAAGACAUUGUGAUUAUUUGCAGUAUUGGUGAUUUUGCUUAGGUUAGCUCUUGAUUAGUGAAACAGUAUGAUGCAGUGUAAUAAUAAUAUAUCCAAUAAGAAAAUAAGUAAAAACAUGCAUUUAGUGCGUGUGUCAGCACCGUCAGAUCUAUGACAUCCACUGUGUGCAUUCAUUUAACCAGCGUCAUAUCCUUUAGUUUCUUCCUUUUCUAACAUAUAUUACCGUCAAUGAUAAAAAUGCUUUGUUAUAUAAGAUUUGAAGAAUACUGUAAACCCUUGAUAAAACAAAUUAUUUGGGAGGAAUGCCAAGCCAUUAUGAGUGAAAAUUUGUUAUGCCUGAAAGUGAUUGAUUGAGUUAACAAAGCUCAUAAGCAGGCCGACCAUGAAGCUCAAGAAGAAAAACUAACAGCACAUCUUUUAGGUUUAUGACAUAUUAGCUGCUAUAAGAUUGUACUUGAUACAAAACACAAAAAAUAUUUUCUAUUACAAAGUUCUAGAAUAUACAGCAUUUAGGCAGUACUACCCACUAAGGUAAUUUAUUUAAUCUAUA
Molecule: messenger RNA, 3821 nt
Organism: Eriocheir sinensis (Chinese mitten crab)
Lineage: Eukaryota; Metazoa; Arthropoda; Malacostraca; Decapoda; Varunidae
Product: endothelin-converting enzyme-like 1
Exons: 16
Coding region: 172-2037 (621 amino acids)
Biological process (GO): protein processing
Cellular component (GO): plasma membrane
Molecular function (GO): metalloendopeptidase activity
Source: RefSeq, a predicted model, not a curated record